This is a messenger RNA of Hyalella azteca, 2333 nucleotides long. RefSeq lists its product as uncharacterized. Gene Ontology annotation, molecular function: DNA binding. NCBI's taxonomy places the organism in Eukaryota, Metazoa, Arthropoda, Malacostraca, Amphipoda, Hyalellidae. The transcript has 4 exons. The record is from RefSeq and is a predicted model, not a curated record. Bases 162 to 2333 code for a protein of 723 amino acids.
CUCUCUGUUCUAAGAUUAACUGAAUUGUGCUGUCCAAUUUUUAACGGAUCAGUUUUAGUCGACGAUACGAACAAGCCUAGGACGGAUUUCCCUCGCUUGCUUUCGUCUCUUGCAAGAUAAUCAAAUGAUGCUCGAGUGGUCUUUGUAAUUUCCCCUUGACAAUGAUCCGCUCUCAUGCUCAGCUCUCCUCGCCCGUCAGAAAGAAGAGACGCAGGUUCGAGCACCAUUACGACCGUGAUCUCCUCAACACUGCCGUGCAACAAGUCAAGAAUGGCGAGCUUGGCAUUAACGAAGCGUCCGACAAAUACAACAUCCCACGCACGACCAUCAGCUCCCGUCUUCGUAAGGACGGAUGGUAUUCCAAAGACACCAUCCUUCCAGACCCCGAGCUGUCACCUCGCAUUAAAAACGAGCUGCUCGUAUGGCUUAAGACGAUGCGACAGAUGUCGUGCUCGACUGUUCUCUCGGCCCUGCCUUUUGUCAUGCAAGAAGUCUGUGAAAUGUCCGGGGAACACACGCUGUUUGCUGCGAGUAACCUCCCUCCUGUGGGUUAUUGCAGACGUUUCCUUGAUGAAAUUCGCAUUCAAAAAGAAAAGGAACUGAAAAAUUCUGAAGGAACUGUGGUGUGGAAGUCUAACUCUUGUUCCGUUAUUGAUCUUUGGCUGAAAAACUUAGAUGAGCUUUUUGAAAUUCAAUAUGGCCUCGAUGCAGACUCAUUCUUAAGCGGCAGUGAGGUCAAUGCAAGACAGAUCUACUGCUGCCAUCGACUGGCGAUGGUUCUCAAGCGUGAGGACGGCGGCACUGGCAAGCUUGUCCACUGCCAACCGCCCCAUCAGAAACAUCUGCCAAGCAUUAUCACGAUGUUCACCUGUGUUGGUGUUGAUGGCUCAGCGCUCACUCCGUUGUUUGUAGCUAAAAGCAGGUCAUCGGAGCAAAAAUAUUUCGCCAAAUCUAAAACUUCGUUCCCAUCUUUUGAAGUGUGGUCUAAGGAAUGCGUCAUGGAUGCAGAUGUUUUCUUGGACUGGCUCCAGCUGAUCGUUCGGGAACUGGGAGACGAUGAAACUAAUCGUCCUUUGUUGCUGUUCUUGGACCAGUCAAUUGGUAUCAUCUCCUUGGCCGUGCUGGACUUCUGUCGGGACAAUAUGAUUAUUUUGUUUUACCUGCCUGACACGACUGCCGGGUCGCGGCUCCCAUUUGGUUCGGCGAUCUUCGAUGAACUCAUCAAAUCGUCGCCCGAGUUCAGCGGCAGAAGCAAACGGUCAAUCACAAAGGCACACUCAUUGCAAGUUCUCCCGAAGCUCUGGAGUUGUUUGCAAAAAGAAGUAAUUAUCGCUGAAUUCCGCCGUGUAGGAUUGGUACCGCUCGACAAAAAAGUUCUGGAAUGCUGCAUGACGCCAGUUUCUGGUGUUAAUAAUCAUUUAAGACGGAAUAAUCCAGGAGAAGCUGUUAAUGGAAGCAUGGACUCUUCUUCACCGAGGUUAGAAAUAAGUUUUGUCACUUCUGAGAGUGAAGUCUUGUCUUCGGUUCCUGAACCAAUAUCGAAAAAUGUAAAUAUGAGAUCGACAUGUAAAAAGAGCUCGAUGUCAUCUACGCCGCACGUUCCGUUGGCCUACUCUAAGUCUUGCUUGGAGUCAGCGCAAAAUAUCCCGUGUGAAUCAGCCCAAGAUUCUUCGAUGCCCCAACCAAAUGAACAGGACAAGCUUCUUCCUGGGACCAACAAGCGGAAGAGGAAACAACCAUUGGCGAAUUCAGCGUCACCUCGGUUGCCUAAAAAGACGAAGAAAACGACCAGUGCUGUGGUAUCGUCCACUCAAGUAAACCACGAGGCAGACAAAAGUCCCGCAAUUAAUUCUGAUGUUGGUCAGGCAGUUAAAUCAAGGAAAAAGUCCGCCGCGACUAACAUGGCUGCUGUGAAAAUGGAACCAUCAGACGUGGAAAUGCCUACAAGAAAUUCUGCGGAUACCGGCUCGCCUUCAGAGCCCGCUGUAAAACCCAAGCAGAAACGGAAAAAAGUUCGUUCGCCACCUGAAGCGUUGGUGGAAACAGUGGAAGAGUGUAAAGUGGAAGAUUCACAAGUAGCAUUAAUGGAAGGAACCGAAACGAAGCAAAGCGAAGGUGGUUCAUCAAUCACGGCGAAAUUCAGAAUUGUCGUCGACAAUUCAAAACGAAAGAAAAAAGACAAGUUGAUGUCGUCGCGCCUCCUGCACUUGGCGCUCUUGAUCCCGAAGCUCGCACGUCCGAAGAUCCUGCAAAUUUCAACGCGAUCGCUCCGCGUGCCAAGUCCUUGGAUGCUAGCUGCCUUCAUUGCGAAGAUUCCAAAGAAGAUCGUGUAG